AUGGCUACCCCUAGUGUCCUCGCUUUUGACGCUGAGGGUCGAGCCAUUGACUUUGAGGUCUGGGUCGACGACCUGCAGCUGUUCUUACAGUGCGAUAGGGCGGACGGUCUUUCUCUCUUUGACCUCACCUCUGGCGCCUCUCCUGCCCUUGCUGCUGAUGCUGACCCCACUGUUCGCUCUCAGUGGGCCACCCGCGAUGCUGCUGCACGUCUUGCUGUGCAUCGCCACCUGCCUACCACUGAGCGCGCGCACUUUAGUCAGUACAAGAGUGCUCAGACCUUGUACGACGCUGUAGUUGCGCGCUACUCUUCCCCUGCCACUGCUGCACUGAGGCGCCUCAUGCUACCGUACCUCUUCCCUGACCUUGCUGCAUUUCCCACAGUUGCUGACCUCAUUACGCACCUCCGCACUAGUGACACUCGCUACCGCGCCGCGCUGCCUGCUGAGGGUGUUCCCCUUCCCCCCUGUUGCCCUCUGUCGCCUCUACUGCUGCGGCCGACCUACUUGGUCUUAAGUCGGUCGAUGCGGCGUCUGCCCCUAGCGGGAGACGCCGCUCUGGCAAGGGCAAGGGGGGCAAGGGCGCGGGUGGAGCUAGCGGGGGUGGUGGAGGUGGCGGUGGAGGCGGCGGAGGGAGUGGGGGUGGCGGUGGGAGUGGUGCCGGGGGUGGAGGUGGCGGUGGCAGCGGCGGAGGCGGAGGCGGCGGUGGCGGUAGCGGUGGGAGCGGAGGCGGCGGUGGCGGCGGAGGUGGAGGCGGCGCUGGUGGAGGAGGUGGAGCUGGUCGAGGUGGUACUUCUCAGCGGAGCGGCUCCGGCAGUGCGUCAGCGUGGUGGGGGUUUUGGCCCGUGCACCUACGUCCUCCGCUCCGGCGACCGCACGGGUGAGCAGUGUGGGGGUGCUCACCCCACCCAGCGCUGCUUUGGCCGCCUGACGGACGCUUGGCGUGAGCAGUUCCCGGAGGCUAGUGAGAUCCCCCGCUGGGGAGAGCUGUCUAGGGCAGGCGUAGCUAUCUUUGAUCUUGACUUUGAUGCUAUCCUUGCUGCCAUGUAUGCUGUGACUAUUAGUGAUGAGGGUGACUGUUACCGGUGUUUCCCGCCUGACCCGGGCAUUGGUACUGCUGCUCUAGGUACUGGUGAGGCUGCUGCUCUAGGUGCCAGUGCGUCCGCGCCCUCAGGUGCUGGUGAGUCUGCGCUCUCAGGUACCACGUCAGCUUCGGCCUCCCUCACCUUCACACUUGACUCAGGGGCUUCUCGCUCCUUCUUUCGAGACCGCACCACACUCACGCCGCUUGGUCGGCCAGUUGCAGUCUCCCUGGCAGACCCCUCUGGGGGUCCUGUCCUCUCUCACUUCUCCACUGUCCUCCCGUGUCUGGCUGCCCCCUCUGGCACCUUGUCUGGUCUUUACCUCCCCUCGUUCUCUACGAACUUGGUGAGUGGUGCUGACCUGCAGGAUACGGGGGUUCACCAGUUCACUCCUGCGAGUCAGCGGGUGACCCACUGCACGGACGCUCGGACAGGCCGACACCUGGCCACGUUUACACGUCGGCCGGGGUCGAGCCUGUACACACAGACCACUGAGUCUCCUCCAGUCACUGCGUCUGGUCAGGUAGCUGCGUCGGGUCAGGUGUUUGCUGCAGCGUCCAAAUCUGGUCCUGAGUCUGCCCCCUGCUCGUGUUGCCUCCUGUCUCACGAGACUCUCCUCUGGCACCACCGUCUUGGUCACCCCUCCUUGCCUCGUCUCCGAGGCAUGGCUUCCCGUGUCUUUGUCUCUGGUCUUCCCCGGUCCCUCCCUCCCCUUCCUCCGGGGCCUGGUCCUUCCUGUGUCCCCUGUGUCGAGGGGCGGCUCCGAGCUGCCCCUCACUCCUCUCAGUUUCCCCCGACAGAGGCCCCGCUGCAGACGCUUCACAUGGACGUGUGGGGCCCGGCCCGCGUCCGUGGACAGGGUCACGAGCGCUACUUCCUGCUGGUGGUUGACGACUACUCGCGUUACACCACAGUCUUCCCCUUGCGCAGCAAGGGUGAUGUCGCUGAGGUGUUGAUCGACUGGAUCCGCGCAGCUCGUCUCCAGCUCAGGAGGAGCUUCGGCUCGGACUUUCCUGUUCUGCGUCUGCACUCUGACCGAGGCGGAGAGUUCUCCUCUGGCCUUCUGCGAGCCUACUGUCGUGCGCGAGGCAUCCGCCAGACCUUCACGCUUCCGGACUCUCCACAGCAAAAUGGGAUUGCUGAGCGCCGCAUUGGCAUGGUCAUGGACGUCGCUCGUACGUCCAUGAUGCAUGCGGCUGCCCCCCAUUUUCUGUGGCCGUUUGCGGUUCAGUACGCGGCGCAUCAGAUCAACCUUCACCCCAGGGUCUCCAGACCGGAGACCUCCCCAGCCUUGCUGUGGACGGGGAAGGUCGGUGAUGCGUCUGCGUUCCGUGUCUGGGGAUCUCGCGCGUUUGUCUGCGACUUGUCUGCGGACAAGCUGUCCCCUCGUGCUGCUCCCUGUGUCUUCCUUGGCUUCCCCCCUGACGCCCCAAGGUGGCAGUUCUACCACCCCACCUCUCGUCGUGUUCUGUCCUCCCAGGACGUCACUUUCGACGAGUCAGUUCCCUACUACCGCCUCUUCCCCUACCGCACUCCUUCCCUCCCCCCGCCACCGCACUUCCUUGUGCCAGUCAGAGCUGCUGAGGGCGUUGGCGCGGAGGCUACUGCUGUCAGUCUUGGCGGCGGUCCUGCUGCGGGUGCUACUGGUGCUGCUGGAGGUACUGAAGCUGGAGGUGCUGUUGACGCUGGUACUGCUGCUGGGGGUGCUGGUGCUGUCCCUGCUUCCUAA
Closterium sp. NIES-65 is the source of this 2808-nucleotide messenger RNA. The record is from the annotation of a GenBank genome assembly. NCBI's taxonomy places the organism in Eukaryota, Viridiplantae, Streptophyta, Zygnematophyceae, Desmidiales, Closteriaceae.